CCAUUUCCAUUUUAACAACGACAAACUUUAAGAAGCUCUUCGGGAGUCCUGGGCUUGGCUGAAAGGUCCUGAUGAAAUUAUUGAGCAUACUAUUAGGCCGAUGGUAGGAGAAAACCUCUAUGGCAAUGACUCCCAUCCAUGUUAAGCCGUCAAGAUGUCUGCCGGUGAUGAUCAUAUUCUUACACUGUCUUGUCCGGACAAGCCUGGCAUUGUCCAUGCUAUCACCGGGCUACUUGCCAGUCAAGGAUUAAAUAUCCUAGAUCUCCAACAAUUCUCUGACAGAACUUCUCAAAAGUUCUUCAUGAGGGUGCACUUCGGACAUGCUGAGUCUACAGAGAGCCUCAAAGAGCCUAUUGAAAAGCUGUCAAAAGAACUGCAGCUAGACCAGUAUGACUUGAGGCCAGCUAGUCAAAAGCCGAGGGUGUUGAUCAUGGUCUCUAAAAUUGGACAUUGCCUAAAUGAUCUGCUAUUCAGGACCAAGACCAAUCAGCUCGGCAUUGAUAUCCCCUUGAUUGUGUCCAACCAUCCUGACUACCGCACUCUCGCCGAGAGCUACGGAAUCGAGUUCCACCAUCUACCGGUCACCAAGGACACGAAAUUGGAACAGGAGAAGCAGAUCCUGGACCUCAUCAAGAAGAACAACAUCGAGCUCGUGGUCCUGGCCCGGUACAUGCAGGUAUUAAGCCCGGGUCUCUGUGAAGCAAUGAGCGGCAAGAUCAUCAACAUCCACCACAGUUUCUUGCCAUCGUUCAAGGGCGCCAAGCCCUAUCACCAGGCCUUUGAACGGGGUGUCAAGAUCAUCGGUGCGACGGCGCACUUUGUUACGGCCGACUUGGACGAAGGCCCGAUCAUCGAGCAGAGGGUCGCACGUGUAGACCAUGCGAUGAGCCCGAAGGAGCUCGUCGAAGAAGGCAGUAACGUCGAGAGCCAGGUGCUGGCAGCGGCAGUCAAGUGGUGGAGUGAGAAAAGAGUCUUUCUCAACGGCCACAAGACAGUCGUGUUCAACUAAACGCGAAUCUCACAACCUUCCUCAAACACUACUAUUCUUCGUUAGCUUUUAUCGAGAUUUAUGUCCCCUUCAUCAGCCAAGUUGAAGGAGACAAUAUUGAGUAUGAAACACGCUGCAGGCUUCGGUUAUUCUUAGCGAAUAGGUCAGGAUAUGUUUGUCAAUUGGCGCACUUAUAGUAUAGGAUGGUCUAAAAAAUUAGGAGGUUGCGGAAAAUAUAACAGAGACAACUUGUCUCGUUGAGUGCAAGACCCGUAUCUCUCACGAGGCUAUCGUCUGAUAAAUAGCUUAUGUUCAUUCUUGAGUCG
Molecule: messenger RNA, 1314 nt
Organism: Xylaria bambusicola
Lineage: Eukaryota; Fungi; Ascomycota; Sordariomycetes; Xylariales; Xylariaceae
Product: formyl transferase
Exons: 4
Coding region: 155-1009 (284 amino acids)
Biological process (GO): 'de novo' IMP biosynthetic process
Molecular function (GO): formyltetrahydrofolate deformylase activity
Source: RefSeq, a predicted model, not a curated record